Scatophagus argus is the source of this 6072-nucleotide messenger RNA. Its product is annotated as IgGFc-binding protein-like. Bases 201 to 5639 code for a protein of 1812 amino acids. The record is from RefSeq and is a predicted model, not a curated record. Lineage: Eukaryota; Metazoa; Chordata; Actinopteri; Scatophagidae. The transcript has 13 exons. Gene Ontology annotation, molecular function: protein binding.
UACGUUUUGACAACAUGAUUAAGUGCCUGUCAGCAUUUGAUUGGUCUCUUUUGUGUUUCAGGUGUUUGUUGAGGUGUGACUUCAGAUAUGACCACUCUCAACCUUUAACAUGUGCACUGCCAUCAAACGCAGUCUGCAACUGUUAAACAGGGUCUUCUGCCUACUGGAUUUGUAUUCAUCUUCAAAUUCUGUGUUUAACAAUGAAAGGGUUGGGCUGCUGUCUUGUGGGUUUAAUGCUGAGUGUGCUCUGCUCUGCUUCACCAGCCGGAAGAGAGUUUGCCACAUCCUUCAUGCAAAAUCUUGGGGGAGUUGGUAGGGACACUCAUUUCUUGGUCAAGGUUACAGCUUUGCCCACUUUGAAAAGUGGCACCAAGGUCAAGGUGACAGCUAUGGGUGAGGUCUAUGGAAAGGAAAUUAAUCCUGGUAAGAGUAUAACGUUCAAGCUACCCGACAAAGUAGGGAUGAAAGGCAGCAUUAAGUCCGGUCAGACUGUGCUGAUUGAGGCUAGUCAAGAUGUCACUGUGAUGUCUCUUAACUUUAAUAAAUACACAGCAGACACCUCUGUGGUUUACCCAGUGAAAGACUGGGGGACUGAGUAUGUCAUAUUCACUCCAUCCGGCUCUCAAAGAGACACCUUCAAAGAAUUUUCUGUCACCAACCACAAGGAGCCAAACUCUGCUGAGUUUUUCCUGCAGGGCUCUGUCAGGUUCCAAGGGAAAUAUUACAGAAGAGGAAGCAAGAUGACCAUAAAGCUAGAGCCUUUUCAGACUGUUCAAAUACAGAGUCAGGACAACUUGAGGGGUACUACAGUAAUCUCACUCCUCCCUGUUGCCGUCUCCUCGGGACAUAGCUGUGUUCAGAAGUACACCUCCUGCAAACAUGUCUACGAACAACUUCUUCCUGUAAGCAGCUGGGGAAAAGAAUUCAUUAUUGCACCACUGUCAUAUCAUAAACUCUUUCCCUUUUUACGUGACAGUGUUUUUGUCCAAGCAUCCCAGCCUACCAACAUUAACAUUAGUGUUGAUGGAAAAGUUCAGAGUUACCCUAUGUUUGCCGGACAAACUAUGGAACUCUACUCUCAGUGGCCACAUGCUAUGUAUUUGACAUCUGACAAGGGUAUCCAGGUCUUAUUCGAAUUCAGCGGCAAUCCUAAUGAUGCGCUAGAGUAUUUUGAUCCCUUCCUGAUGACUAUACUGCCCUCAGAUCAUUUCAGCACUUCCUACUCCCUAGAAGGAAAGGGUGGUUUCUACAACCAUAUCACAGUUGUGGCUCGGAACAAAGACCUGGAUGGCAUCAAAAUUGACCCCAAGCCACAGUCCACUGAUUUCAAAUGGCAAAAAGUAGAUGGGACUGAUUUCUCCUGGACUGAGAUAUACUAUAGCACUGGGGCAAACAGCUAUCAGAUCUCUCACCCCGUUUCUCCAUUUGGAGUCCACAGUUUUGGUGUGGCUUAUGCUAAUGGCUAUGGAUCCCCUGCAGUUACUGACCCAGCAGAGAAAGAUGAUUGCAGCAGUGUAAAAUGUUCAGAAGAUGAAGUGUGCCAGAUGAAAGAAAACUCCCCUACAUGUGUCAAUAAACCACCAGUAGUGAAAGUAGCUACCUGCUGGGCAAUGGACAAUCCUCACAUCCACACUUUUGAUGGCAGCAACUACAACUUCAUGGGCAACUGCACCUACACAAUGGUCAAGAACUGCCAUGUUGAUGGAGACCACCCAGCUUUUGAGGUUGAUGCUAAGAAAGACAAACAUACCGGGUCAAAGGUCACCUAUAUCAGCAAGGUGAUAAUUAAGGCCCAUGGAUAUACUAUGACCAUUGUACGAUCAGAAUUUGGCCUUGUAAGGAUGAACUACACAUUGUGGAAUCUCCCCAUCAACUUGGGCAAUGGCAAGGUGAAGCUAUCUCAGAGUGGCCUGUCCGUCAUUGUUGAGACCGAUUUUGGUGUGACCGUGCAGUAUGACUGGAAGGAGUAUAUUGUCAUCAUAGUGCCAGGCAGUUUUUCUGGCAAGGUGUGUGGACUGUGUGGCAAUUUCAACAGCAAAAAAGAGGAUGACUUUAUGACUCCAAAUGGCUCACAAGCCAGCACCGUUGAAGCUGUGGGCAAGAGCUGGAAGGUUCCAAAUAUGUCAGAUGAUGCCCAAUGUCAAGACGAAUGCUUGGGCAAGUGUGAGACCUGCAAUAAUGAUAGCUUUUUUGACAGCCUGACUGACAGGAUGUUCUGUGGUUUGCUCACCCACAUCAUGGAUGGACCGCUCAGUGACUGUAAUGCUGUCAUCGACCCCAAAGUCUUUCAUGAGAUGUGUUUGUAUGAUGUGUGCGUGGGUGAGGGGAUGAAGAACUUCCUGUGUAACACCUUACAAGUGUAUGCUGAUGCCUGUCAAAGGGCUGGCAUCAGAAUUGAUGACUGGAGGCAUUUCGCUCAUUGCUCUCCACCCUCGUGCCCAGAAAACAGCCAUUACGAGUUCUGUGGGAAAGCCUGCCCUGCCACCUGUGAAAACCCAGAUGCUGCCACAAAAUGCGACAAAAGCUGUGUGGAGACCUGCAUCUGUGACGAUGGCUUCCUACUUAGUGGCACUGAGUGUAUCCCUAAGGCUCAGUGUGGCUGCUUGUACAAAGGCCACUACAUAGAGGCUGGGGCCUCUUUCUUUACUGAUGAGCUCUGUACUGAGAGGUGCACAUGCAACCAAAAUACCAAGAGAAUUGAUUGUGAAAAACCAGGUUGUCACCAAGGAUAUCAGUGCAAAAUGGUUGAUGGCCUAAUAGGCUGUCACCCAAUGGCCUACGCUGAGUGCAGCAUGAAUGGUGGCUCUCAUCUUGAGACAUUUGAUGGCUAUGAUUACAACUUCCAAGGCACAUGUGUAUAUCAGUUGGCAGGGGUCUACUCGAAUGAUCCUUCAAAGGAACAGUUUGAUGUUUUUGUGCAAAAUGAUGGCGGUGGCAAAAAAGUUGGCUCUGGUGCAAAGCAAGUGGAGGUCAAAAUUUAUGGAAAUUCCAUUGUUGUCACAAGACAGCACCAACACUCAGUCCUGAUAAAUGGAGAACUUACCAACUUACCUGUCAGUCUCAAAAGCAAUAAAGUCACAGUACACCAGAUUGGUGAGUUUGCUGAGAUUGAGACUGAUUUUGGGCUGCAAGUCUCCUACGACGGACAUUCAACAGUACAUGUCAAAGUCCCCAGUGCAUAUGCUGACGCCAUGUGUGGCCUGUGUGGCAAUUACAAUCACAACCCCAGAGAUGACCUACAGUUAAAGAAUGGCACACAGGCAGAGUCAGAAGAGGAACUAGGGAAAAGCUGGAGCGUUGCCAAGAUCCCAGGCUGCGUUGAUGGCUGCAAGAACAAGAGUGAAUGUCACAACUGUAACAUCACUCAGAAAGAGAAAUAUGAAACCGAUAGAUACUGCGGUUUAUUACUAAACCCCACUGGCCCUUUCCGUGAAUGCCAUGCCAUAAAAAGUCCUGAGGGCAUUUUUAAGAAUUGCAUGUAUGAAAUGUGCCUUUACAAUGGCAAGGAAGGCUCCUGGUGUACCAAUCUGCGCAGUUACACUAUAGAAUGCCAAAAGAGAGGAGUCAAUGUUUCCCAGUGGAGGACAGAAGAAUUCUGUCCAGUAUUCAGGAUGAAACAUCCUAACAACAGUCACUAUGAACACUGUGGCAAUGUUUGCGUUGCAACCUGUAACACUAUGUCCCCUCCAACUGGCUGCAAGAGACCCUGCCAGGAACGAUGGGUUUGCAAUGACGGUUUCGUACUCUUUAAAGAUGAGUGUGUGCGUCGUGAAGAGUGUGGUUGCAAAUACCAAAACAAACAUUAUAAGAGUGGACAGAGCUUUUUGUCUCUGGACUGUAAUCACAACUGCACCUGCAAUGGCAAUGGCACGGUGACCUGUGAGAAACACUCUUGUGGGCCAUUUGAGAAGUGUGCACUGGUCAAGAGUGUUCGAUCGUGUCAACCAGUGGGAAAUGGAACCUGUACAAUCUCAGGAGAUCCACAUUACAAAACAUUUGACAAUACCACCUAUGACUUCCAAGGCACAUGUACCUACAUCGUAGCAAAAUCUUGUCAUCUGGAAGACUCCCGACUUAAGACUUUCUCAGUUGUAGUGGAGAAUGAGAAGUGGACACGUACAGACCAACCUAAUCUGUCUGUAGCUAAACUUGUGGCUGUGGAGGUAUAUGGCUACACCCUGGUCCUCCAAAGAAACCAACUUAAAAUGGUCAUGGUGAAUGGCAAAUUGACAACCAUUCCACUAAACCUCAAUGAGGGACAAGUGGAAAUAUUCCAAGAGGGCUUUCACUAUGCUAUUACAACUGACUUUGGCCUCAAUGUGACUUACAAUAUGGUCUAUAAAGUCACAGUCACUGUUCCUGGAAACUACAAGGGCAAAACCUGUGGUCUGUGUGGCAAUUUUAAUGACACCAAAACAGACGAGUUCAUGCUACCUGAUGGAAAUAUGACCAAGGAUAUCAAGACCUUUGGAGCAGCAUGGAAAGUGGCUGUGCAGGACGUGACCUGUGAAGAUGGCUGCAGAGGCGACCAGUGCCCCAAAUGCAACAGCACAAAGAAGGAAAUCUUUGAGAAAGAUUGUGGAAUUAUCACAAAUCCAGAUGGUACUUUUGCUGCUUGCCAUAGCCGAAUAAGUCCCGAGUCUUACUACAGAGAUUGUGUCUAUGAUGUCUGCAUGUCUCAGGGACAACGUGAUGUUCUCUGCCACAGCAUCUCAGCAUACCUGUCUGACUGUCAGACUAUUGGGAUAAAGUUUGACAACUGGAGGAAGCCUGAUUUCUGCCCUAUUCAUUGUCCUGAAAACAGUCACUACGACAUUUGCUCUGAAACCUGUGCUUCUCCAUGUCCUGGUCUCACUGACACCAUCACCUGCCCCACUACUUGUGCUGAGGGCUGUGCCUGUAAUGGAGGUUACUUCUACAAUGGGACUGGCUGUGUUGCCUUGGAGGAUUGUAGUUGUUACCACAAUGGACGUACCUAUAAGAUUGGUGAGUCUGUGAUAUCUGGCAGCUGCCAGAAGCACUGCAACUGUACAACAUCUGGUGAGGUCCAGUGUGAGGACUUUUCAUGCAGUGCUGCAGAGAACUGCCAUCUACAGAAUGGUAUCCCCACCUGCCAUCCAAAACAGUGUAGUGUGAAGCCCGGAGGCUCCAUUACUCUUUUCAGUGGGUUGACUGGCACUGUCCUGGUCAUGGGUGCUUAUGAGAUCAUUUCGCACUGUAAUGACUCAGACGCUGAUUGGUUCAGGGUUGUGACCGAGCUCCAAAAAUGCACUCCGAGUGGUGUGAAGAGCGCCGUCGCUGUUUACGUCUACUUCAAUGACCUGACUGUCACUGUUACUGACAAACAGGAGACCUGGGUCAAUGGUAAAAAGGUGAUUCUACCCAGCCUGCCUAGAAACAAUAUCUUUGUGAGACGCAGUGAGGAAAGCAUAGUCAUCGAGCAGAUGUCACAUUUUCAGCUGUCAUACAGCAGUACCCAGGAGCUCAUUGUAACUGUGAGUGACAACAUGUUAGACAAGGUGUGUGGAGCAUGUGGCAAACUCCUCCCAUUCAAAGGAAGGUUGGGCAUCGUGCAGGAAACAAUGCAGGAGUACCUGGACUUAUUUUCUGCAGAUGAUUUCCCCACCUGUGACUUGUGAAAGAAGGAUCGUCUUCUCAACAUCCAGAGAUCAAUGCAACAAUUUUAUCAUCUGCAGAAAAUUUGACAACCAGCACUAAAUACUUCAUUUGAAAUAUGGUAUUAAUAUUUACUGACCACAAGCUGUGUAUAAUAACUGCAUAAUAAACCUCACGUUCAACAGUGAAACAGUGCUGCUUCCUGAUUAAUUUCUGAUUUUCUAAAGAUUGUAAAGCCCCUCAUGUGUGAUUUGUGAUUCUUGGUUAUAUAAAUAAAAUUGACUUGACUUAGUUAUGCACACAUUCAUAUAAUAUUUCUGGUCAUCGUUGUAAUCUUUGGAAUUAGGCUUGGUGAGAGUACUUUCACCCAUCUUAUCAUUUUCCUAGCAACCAUUACAUUUUUGUGAAAGAUAUAUCUUCGGUCUUUUUUAACAUCCUGAGGAACUCAAAACAGUA